CACCUCGUCACAUCAUCAUCGGGGGACUUGCUGGAUUCACCUGCUGUGUUUUGGUUUGUGCACAACUUUAAUCCUGUCGAUACACUUUUGUGUUCUCUGAGGGCAGAUGAGUGAAAGUAACGUUAAAUCGCGUUUGUGAAGAGCAAACUUUCUGUCGAAACACACGUGGAGCAGCAGGAUGUUUUGGAUGAAUUGUUCUCGGGUCAUGUGACCUGAUCCUUGCAGGAGAGAAGUAGCCAAUCUGAUUUGGGAUCAGCGCGAGAGGUUUACACAGGCUUCAGAGUUUCCUCCUGCUGCUUUCCUCUGCUUACGUUCAUACACAGCCUGCCGUGACAGCUCUUUAUCGCUCACUCUUGUAAGCUUCUCUUUGAAACAUGACGGAGACAAUGUUUGGCAAUGAGAAUGAGCAGUGGGUGUGUCCCAAUGACCGACAAUUAGCCCUUCGUGCAAAGUUACAUACGGGUUGGUCCAUCCACACAUUUCAGACAGAGAGGCAGAGGAAAGCUCAGACGCUUGAGAAAACAGAGCUGGACAUCAUCAUGGGCGUCAUUCACCGUGCGGAACAGCUUGAGCUCAUUGAGCAACACAGGAUUGGGCGUCUAGUGGAGCGUCUUGAGAACAUGAGGCGGUCUGCCGUUGGUAACGGCCUGUCACAGUGUCUGCUGUGUGGAGAAAUGCUGGGUUUUCUGGGCUCCUCAUCCGUCCUCUGUUUGGAUUGCUGCAUGAAAGUGUGCACUAAAUGUGGGAUUGAGACUAUAGGUACUCAGAAAAGAUCUCAAUGGCUUUGCAAGAUCUGCAGUGAACAUAGAGAGGUUUGGAAACAAUCAGGAGCCUGGUUCUACAAAGGCCUGCCGAAGCACAUUCACCCCAUCAAGGAUUCAGUUCUAGUAAAGAGAAAACCAGUAAUGGAAAGAGCAGCGAUGGCAGUGGUCAGGAACGCACCCAUGACCUACACAUGGGCUCAAAGCAAAGUGUAUUUGAGUGAAAGUGACGGCAGUGAUGAUGAGCUCACUGAAUGCAGCAGUGAAAGAAAGACCUUCAUGUCUGUGUCUGAUCAAAGAAGAGAUUCCGAAUCAAGUGGCGGUCUGGUGCAGACACCCUUGCUGUCCAGCAUUGCCUGCCCAUCUCGAACCAGCAUUUUCACAGAAAGACCCUAUAGCUCGUUCAGCGAGCGAAGCAGCAUCACACAACCGACUUUGGAAGAUGAAGUCACAGGCCAUGGCCGACUCUUACUGACUCCUCCGGCCCUCAGCCGCACCGGCUCCCUGCGAAGCACCGCCGCCAGCCAGAAGUCCGAGGGCCCGGCCGCAGACCUCAGACAGGAUGAGGAAGACCUGGACCAAGCCUUCGGCGCGACGGCUCUCGUGUCCAGCAAGAAGGAGGAAGAGCCGGACAUGGAGGGCUACGAUUCGGACGACUCCACUACACUCGGCACUCUGGACUUCAGCCUUCUGUAUGAUCAGGAGAACAAUGCCCUGCACUGCACUAUCAACAAAGCCAAGGGACUCAAACCCAUGGAUCACAAUGGGCUGUCAGAUCCCUAUGUUAAGCUGCACCUGCUGCCGGGAGCCAGCAAGGCCAAUAAGCUCCGCACAAAGACCCUACGCAACACUCUUAACCCUGUCUGGAGCGAGACCCUGACGUAUUACGGAAUAACAGAUGAAGAUAUGGUUCGCAAAACACUCAGGAUUUCAGUGUGCGACGAAGAUAAAUUCCGCCACAAUGAAUUCAUCGGAGAAACCCGAAUCCCCCUGAAGAAACUCAAACCCAACCAGACCAAGAACUUCAGCAACUGUUUGGAAAAGCAGCUUCCUAUUGACAAGACAGACAACAAGUCUCUGGAGGAGCGAGGGCGCAUCAUGAUCUCUCUGAAGUACAGCUCUCAGAAGUGCGGCUUGGUAGUGGGCAUCAUCCGCUGUGCCCAUCUCGCUGCCAUGGAUGCCAAUGGUUUCUCUGACCCUUAUGUUAAAACGUAUCUCAAGCCAGAUGAGAACAAAAAAUCAAAGCACAAGACAGCGGUCAAGAAGAAGACCCUUAACCCUGAAUUCAAUGAAGAGUUUUUCUAUGAGAUCAAGUAUGCUGACCUCAGCAAGAAGACCCUGGAGGUGACUGUUUGGGACUAUGACAUCGGCAAAUCCAAUGAUUUCAUUGGUGGAGUCUCAUUAGGUAUAAAUGCCAACGGCGAGAGGCUUAAACACUGGUUUGACUGUCUCAAAAACAAGGACAAGAAAAUCGAGCGCUGGCACACGUUAACCAAUGAGCUCCCUGGUUCAGGGUACAAUGACUGAAAUUCUACCUUCAGUGGUCACGCCAGUGCCCCCGCCCCUCACCUACACGAUGUCGAUGUAAGCCCAGCCUUUGAUGGAUAGAUCAACACUCCAGUCGUCCAUUGAUUUAGAGAUGGGUGCCAAUAUCUGUUUCUAACUAACACACCUGCUCUAACUCUCGUACUUUCCCUGGCGUUGAGCUUGCCGUUUGAUCGUGUGGCUUGACGUGGCUUUUGGGCUUAUAUAAGAGUCUUUAAUCAGCCUGUGUUUGUACAGCCUCGGUGAAAACGGAGAGAUGACGUUCCCGCAGCCAACAGGAGAUCAGAUGUGCUGUUUAAAUAUUUAAACAUACUGCUCUCAUUCUCCGUUCUCUUAGCUAUCUCUGAGGUUUAACGCGUAUUCGAGGAUGCUGUUUACAGAAGUUAGCAGUCAGAGGCUCUAAAAUACGACAAUUUCCAAACAAGGGUGAAAUGAGCUCUUCUGAAAAAAAAAGUAUUGUUUACAUCAUGAAUACAGUCCGUUUCUGAUGUUUGUCUUAAAAGCAAAAACCACAAGAUUAUAUUUUACAGACAGAUGAUUGUAAGAAAUGAUGUGUAGUCUUUUUAGGUUUAAAAGAAAUCGUAACUCCCCGUUUUUUACAAUUGAUUUUUUUAAUAACGUGAAUGAUCUCCCAGUCAGUCUACUUAAUGAAUGUCAUUAAUUUAUCAUAUGAAAUUAUUACCUACAGUUAUCACACCUCAUUUUUAUCUCACAACAAAUUAACAGCUGACAAUAAAGCACACAGCCAUUUUUCUGAAAAAAUCCAGAGAUCAAACCUUGUUUACACACUAGACACACUAUCGCCCAAAAGGAACUCGAGUCUAGACAAUGAACGAGAGAUUUUUACACCUUCUGAUUGGCUCACGUAUUUUAUUCGAUUUUUUUCCCAGCCCAAUCCAUAGAUGUCUCUUUCUGUAUUCUCCAGCUUGAAAAGGAAAAAACGGGCUUAAACACAAGUUACUAUUGUUUUCAGAUUGAUUGAUUGAAAGCAUGUUUAUUGUAUUCUUCCCUUGAGCGUUUUAAAGAGUUGUAUACUUUGGACCAAAUAUAUUUUUUUAAAGGCAAUGGAAAAUCAUUUAACAGGUUUGUUUUAAUUUUGUGUAUUUGUAGUGUUAUUUAGUGGAAUCGAAUUUAUAUAACCAAUUUAUUAUUUUAACCUUUCUGCGUUAUUGCAUAUUCAGCAUGCUAUCGGUGGGUAUAAUGGAUGUAUUACUGUAUGUUUAAUCAUUUGAUUAAGUUAUUUUUCCAAACUACCGGUGGAGUGGCUAUUUAUGCUCAAGAUAAAACUUCACCUGCUGACCAUUUAUUAAUACCCUGAAACCCCUGAAAGCAGACCACCUGUAUGAUGUUCAUCGACUGAGAAAGCGUAACAUUCAUUGUAAAAGCCACUCCUGUGACACUUUUGUAAUCUUUGCUUUUGUAAACAAACUCUAUGGCAUAAAAAUGCAUGCAAUGUUCUUGGGCUGUCAUUAAAUUAACAAAGCUUCAUGUUUGAUACUGUUGUUCUCAUCUGUAAAAAGAGUUCCCGCUCUUGGAUGCUAUAAGAAUGUCAGCCUUCCUUCUCGGACAGUUUUUGUACUUUUGAAUCGCAUUGCCCGUCAGGUUCCUCUAUAGACUGGACGUGUGACUGCAUGUUACAAAAAAUAAAUCUUGUCUUGUUUUGAUCAUUUUCAACCCUCAGGCAAUUGUUUGCGUAUUAUAGUGGUUAUCUGAUGAUGUCGAUAUAUUUCGCCUCCCGGUUCACCGAAUGGCCGAAUUAUCGUGCCUUUUCUUUUGUAACAGUGUUUUUGCAACGCUCACUUUGCAAAGAUUCCUAGAUUGAUAUUAGCUUUUAAUAUGGAAACAAUAUGGUAUAGUUAUAUUCUUGUCUGUGUUACACUGUUAGAACGUUGUGUUCUCUUGGAAUAUGCCUCUGGAAUAAAGACACAUUAUGGGUAUCAUUAUAUAUGUGUGAUAGUGCUGUUGAUGAUGGGGUGCAAGGCUGAGAUGGAGGGUGGUCAUAUAACUUCAGAUUCUGGCACCUUGUAAACUCAAAAAGAAACUCACGUCAGUUCGUUUUCUUGCCCUAGCCAGCUGUAAAUCUAAGACUGGUUGUUCUUCCUCUUUAAAAAUGUAUGGUUAUUCCAACUAUAUUAAGGAGAUCUUUAACUUUCAGGACCCUUUCAGUUGCAUGUCACAUUUCUGUUGUUGACAACCAUUAUGAAGUGAAAGAAACUAAUGCUAUAUCAAUUACACAUUUGUACUUUUGGGUUGUGUCGAGUACCAUAAAAAGUGUUAAAGGAGUAGUUCACCUUCAGAAUGAAUAUUCUCUCAUCAUUUACAUGCCCUGUUGUCAUUUCAAACCUGUAUGACAGUUCUGCAGAACACAAAAGAUGAUAUUUUGAAAAAUGCUGGUAACAGAACAGCACAGCAAGUGAAUGGGGGGCUGUUAACAACAUUCUUCAAAAUAUCUUCUUUUUUGUUCUGCGGAAGAAAGUCAUACAGGUUAGAAAUGACAAGAGGGUGAGUAAACGACAACAGAAUUUUCAUUUUGAAGGUGAACUACUCCUUUAAGCAUCAAGAGUGAGGUCAGACACCACAAUCAGUUGUUUACUUGGAUUUUUGCUCCCAUUUUUAAAACGUUUGAGUGUUGUGUUUUUUACUAUGGCGAAUGAUAUUUGCAUUUACAUGUUCAAAACUGGAAACCCAUAAGAAAUAAAGGCAAAA
Molecule: messenger RNA, 5012 nt
Organism: Triplophysa rosa
Lineage: Eukaryota; Metazoa; Chordata; Actinopteri; Cypriniformes; Nemacheilidae
Gene: doc2b
Product: double C2-like domains, beta
Exons: 18
Coding region: 375-2288 (637 amino acids)
Biological process (GO): intracellular protein transport
Cellular component (GO): membrane
Molecular function (GO): small GTPase binding
Source: RefSeq, a predicted model, not a curated record